This is a messenger RNA of Lodderomyces beijingensis, 2223 nucleotides long. The record is from the annotation of a GenBank genome assembly. Lineage: Eukaryota; Fungi; Ascomycota; Pichiomycetes; Serinales; Debaryomycetaceae.
AUGCAUUUUUGGCAGCCAACAAAGAGUCCACUUUCAAAUAUAUGUCCUGCCACCAUGUCUGAGCCGAGUCUAUACAACCAGUACCCCAUCACUGCGUUACCGAGAGUGAAUGACGUUGAGAUAGAGGAAAAAUUGGUGAUUUCGCAGGUUGACACCGCCGAGGGCACCGCUUUGUCGGUGGUAGACUUUGCCGUUUCGAAAUCCAUGAUCUCAUCGUAUUUGGUAAGGCCGAGUCCAAAGCUUCUAUGGUCGUAUUCGUUGAAGCCAUCGGUGGUUGUAGACUGCAUGGACGUGAUAGCUAGGGGCGACAAGAAGUUUUAUCUAUGUGGUUUGACGGAUCGAAGGAGUUUUCAACUUUUGCUCGUGGAGACAAACUUGGGACUCACCAAGGACGGAAAUCUUGAGAUAAAUACUAGCAAGGAGUACGACUUGAAGCUAGCUGACAGGGCCACUGGGGUGAAGUUUUUAGGUCCCAACACUAUUGCAGUGGCAUAUCGCAGCGGAGGCGCCGAGAUUGUCGAUUUUCAAAAACAGCAAAAAGAAGAACAAAAAGGAGGCCUCACUUUUAGUGGAAACAAGACGAGCAGUGACGUUAAGCAAGAGGUGGUGUAUACCUCGUUCAUCAGUGACAUGGAGCUGAAACUUUUAUUAACCGUGUCCAAGAGUGAAAACAAGUUCAUCUACAAAUUAACUUCGUUGGAACAGAACAAGCCUGUAUUUGAACUCAAAAGCGUCCAGCGGGAGGAGGCAAGUCAAAACUGCAUAUUCACAUACGUGGCUGGAAUACUUUUUCGAUGCCAGGGCUCUGAGAUUGAAGCAUUGUCCAUCACCAAUUUCCAGAGCGUGCAUCGAAUGUCGGUUGAAACAAUUUUAGAAUCUGACAGCGCCUUGUCGAUGAGGGCUGUUGCUCCCGAUAGAGUCCUCCUUGGUAGUGGGAACAAGAUUUUUUUGAUAAAUGUCAAGUUCCGGGCUCUACUAGCAGAGUUUGUAUCAAUCUCAAGCUUUUCCGACCAUGUGCCUGACAAAGUGUAUGUUGGUCAAGCGAUAGCUGUCAAGGGACAAUCGCAAAACACUUGCGCGACGUCGGCGUUUUAUUUGAAUUUGAAGAACAAGGAUAACAAUUUGUACUUGAAUGUGAUUGACUUGAACGUGGGGUUGAACAAAUUGAGCGAGUGUCUUGGCAAGGGCUUGAACAAACUGAAAGAGGACAACAUGCAUAACAUGAAAGAGUUGUAUGAUGAUGAUGAUGCAACCGGAACUAUUUCAAAUGGCCAUUCAGGUGGCGCAAAAAAGACGGAGCUCCAAGAGGUUCUUGAGAGCUUGCGGGAAUCGCAAAAGUCAAGAGACAUCGCCAGUUGGGAAUCGAUUUUGAUCCCCUAUUUGAAAAACCAAAAGUCGUGGGAAGACAUUAAAAGGAAAGGAGCCAAGUCGCCAAAGAGGGACAAGGUCUAUCAAUUCAAGGAGUUUGAAGUGGAAAACGACAGAAUCGUGGAUAUCAGCUUCAUCGAGUCCUUGUUUGAGUUGAUAUUCGCCAAGAACCCGUUGAAGUUCCGAGACACGAGCUUCAUACCGGAGUACACGUUGAUGUAUUUAUUGACCAACCCGAUUUUCCCCAAAGAAUACGCCAGGGACCUUAUUCCCUUGUUGGCGUCCAUCGGAAACAAGACAUUGAUGAGACAAGCAGUCAACACCUGUUUGAAUAUUCCAUUGUGGGAUCUUCUCCAGCAUAUUCUCAAGGAUAACGAUUUGAGUGUUUUGACCGACCUCAUUAAUCGAGUUGUUUCGGAAUUUCCCACUGAGGAGAUCAACGUGACAUUCAAAAAGGUUAUUGAGUCGCAGGAUCAAAGUGUCGAUUUGAUAGAGUUGAUCAAUAAGCUUUUGGCAUCGAAAACGUAUAGCUGUUGGGUACUAGUUGAAGUUUUGAUCAACGUGAACGGGUUGUUCACGUGGAGCAACGAGAACAUUGAGAAUUUAAACAGCAUAGUCGACUCAAAGCUUCAGAAUCUUGAUGUCAAUGCCUACAACUUGACAUUGGUGGAGCAGGUGCAGUUGAAAAAGAACCAGUAUGGGAAGAGCCACCGUAGCAAUAGCGGCACCAGCAGCAGCGGCGAUGCCGAGGAUGGAAUAUUGUCUAUAACCGACCAGACGAAUUUGGCAAGCACCAAGGUGGAUGUGGUUGAUGCCAAGCUACCUCUUUAUUUGGUUGAGACGCUAGAUAUAUAG